Messenger RNA from Lachnellula hyalina, 1452 nucleotides. RefSeq names its product Bypass of stop codon protein. Lineage: Eukaryota; Fungi; Ascomycota; Leotiomycetes; Helotiales; Lachnaceae. Gene Ontology annotation, cellular component: membrane. The coding region runs from base 1 to 1452 and encodes 483 amino acids. Gene Ontology annotation, biological process: transmembrane transport. The transcript has 4 exons. Gene Ontology annotation, molecular function: transmembrane transporter activity. The record is from RefSeq and is a predicted model, not a curated record.
AUGGCGACACAUACUGCAACCCUAACAGUUGACGCUGGAGCUGUGAAUCCUAUCGAACUUCAAGAUCUAUCCAAGGACGACCCUCUUCACUCAACUCAAGACAAGGAUGCCACAUUGGAGAAUCUCGAGAAUACCAGGGAUGAGGAGACGCCGCCGAGUACUGCAGUUGAAGCUCGCCAAAAAUGGAACUCACCCCGGAUAAACAUGUGGAGGGUUUUCGCCACCUUCUGGUCGUUCUUCGUCAUGGGAAUGAAUGAUGGAUCUUAUGGUGCACUUAUUGGUCGAUUGGAAGAUUACUACGACCUGAAUUACACCGUUGUCUCUUUGGUCUUCCUUUCGCCAUUCGCAGGCUACACUUUUGCUGCUGUUGUCAAUAACAUGGUUCACGUCAGGUUUGGCCAACGUGGGAUAGCGAUUGUCGGACCUGCGUGCCAUCUUGUCUCUUACAUCAUUCUCGCCGUUCAUCCUCCCUAUCCAGUCCUCGUAGUUAUUUAUAUAUUCGUAGGCUUCGGUCAAGGGCUCGUCGAUGCCGCUUGGUGUGCCUGGCUAGGUAACAUGGCCAAUGCUAAUGAAGUGGCUGGAUUUCUCCAUUCUUGCUACGCUCUAGGUGCGACUGUUUCCCCCUUGAUUGCCACGGGCAUGUUCAGUGGCGGAGGGCUUCCGUGGUAUUCUUUCUUCUAUGUGAUGAUCGGGGGUUCGGCGAUUGAACUUCUUUCAUCUGCAACGGCUUUCUGGAAACAGACAGGCGUAGUCUAUCGAACCGAGAACCCAAGUGUCACCAGCGAUAAGUCCGGCCGUACACGUGAGGCUUUGAAGAAUAAAGUUACCUGGAUCUUUGCGCUGUUCAUCUUUGGAUACGUUGGAGCAGAGGGUUUGAGCAUCAAACACCCUUCCUUCUCUCUCAAACUGACCUUUAUAGUCUCCCUUGGUGGCUGGAUCAUACAAUUUAUGACGAAUGUGCGCUCUGCAUCAUCUUUUCAGUCCGGUGCCACCUCGACAGGAUUCUGGGGCGGCAUGGCAGUUGGACGUGUGGUACUCGGAUUCCUGACCUCAAAAUUGGGUGAAUUUAAAGCUGUUGUUGUUUACAUUGCCAUCAGCGUCAUUCUCGAGCUUAUAUUCUGGCUCGUUCCCUCCCUGAUCGUCUCCGCCAUCUCAGUUGCCUUGUUAGGAUUCUUUCUUGGACCCCUUUUCCCAACUGCGAUGGUAUUUGUGACGAAGCUUAUGCCCAAACACCUGCACGUUGGAAGUGUCGGGUUUGCAGCUGCAUUUGGUGGAUCUGGGGGUGCCAUUUUUCCUUUCCUUGUGGGAGCUAUUGCACAGGCUAAAGGGGUGAAGACAUUGCAGCCUGUUAUAUUGGCAUUGUUGGGUGGCAUCGCGGCUUUGUGGUUGUUGUUGCGGACAGCAGGCAAGAAAAAGGAAGACGACACGGAGGAGGUGCAAAUUAGGACAUAA